Messenger RNA from Knipowitschia caucasica, 7764 nucleotides. The record is from the annotation of a GenBank genome assembly. Lineage: Eukaryota; Metazoa; Chordata; Actinopteri; Gobiiformes; Gobiidae.
AUGGAUCAGUGGGGGAUCACGGAUCCACCAGUGGAUCAGUGGUGGAUCAGUGGGGGAUCACGGUGGAUCACGGAUCCACCAGUGGAUCAGUGGGGGAUCACGGUGGAUCAGUGGGGGAUCACGGUGGAUCAGUGGGGGAUCACGGUGGAUCAGUGGGGGAUCACGGUGGAUCAGUGGGGGAUCACGUGGGGGAUCACGGUGGAUCAGUGGGGGAUCAUGGGGGAUCAGUGGUGGAUCACGGUGGAUCAGUGGGGGAUCAUGGGGGAUCAGUGGUGGAUCACGGUGGAUCAGUGGGGGAUCAUGGGGGAUCAGUGGUGGAUCACGGUGGAUCACGGUGGAUCAGUGGGGGAUCACGGUGGAUCAGUGGGGGAUCAGUGGUGGAUCAGUGGUGGAUCACGGUGGAUCACGGUGGAUCAGUGGGGGAUCAGUGGUGGAUCAGUGGGGGAUCAGUGGGGGAUCAGUGGGGGAUCAGUGGGGGAUCAGUGGUGGAUCAGUGGGGGAUCAGUGGGGGAUCAGUGGGGGAUCAGUGGGGGAUCAGUGGGGGAUCAUGGUGGAUCAGUGGGGGAUCAUGGGGGAUCAGUGGUGGAUCACGGUGGAUCACGGUGGAUCAGUGGGGGAUCAGUGGUGGAUCAGUGGUGGAUCAGUGGGGGAUCAGUGGGGGAUCAGUGGGGGAUCACGGUGGAUCAGUGGGGGAUCAUGGGGGAUCAGUGGUGGAUCACGGUGGAUCAGUGGGGGAUCAUGGGGGAUCAGUGGUGGAUCACGGUGGAUCAUGGGGGAUCAGUGGUGGAUCACGGUGGAUCAGUGGGGGAUCACGGUGGAUCAGUGGGGGAUCAGUGGUGGAUCACGGUGGAUCACGGUGGAUCAGUGGGGGAUCAGUGGUGGAUCACGGUGGAUCAGUGGGGGAUCAGUGGUGGAUCACGGUGGAUCAGUGGGGGAUCAUGGGGGAUCAGUGGUGGAUCACGGUGGAUCAUGGGGGAUCAGUGGUGGAUCACGGUGGAUCAGUGGGGGAUCACGGUGGAUCAGUGGGGGAUCAGUGGUGGAUCACGGUGGAUCACGGUGGAUCAGUGGGGGAUCAGUGGUGGAUCAGUGGUGGAUCAGUGGUGGAUCAGUGGGGGAUCAGUGGGGGAUCAGUGGGGGAUCAGUGGGGGAUCAGUGGUGGAUCACGGUGGAUCACGGUGGAUCAGUGGGGGAUCAGUGGUGGAUCAGUGGUGGAUCAGUGGUGGAUCAGUGGGGGAUCAGUGGGGGAUCAGUGGUGGAUCAGUGGUGGAUCAGUGGGGGAUCAGUGGGGGAUCAGUGGUGGAUCAGUGGUGGAUCACGGUGGAUCAGUGGUGGAUCACGGUGGAUCAGUGGUGGAUCAGUGGUGGAUCAGUGGUGGAUCAGUGGGGGAUCACGGUGGAUCAGUGGGGGAUCACGGUGGAUCAGUGGGGGAUCACGGUGGAUCAGUGGGGGAUUAGUGGGGAUCACGGUGGAUCAGUGGGGGAUCAGUGGGGGAUCACGGUGGAUCAGUGGGGGAUCAUGGGGGAUCAGUGGUGGAUCACGGUGGAUCAGUGGGGGAUCAUGGGGGAUCAGUGGUGGAUCACGGUGGAUCAGUGGGGGAUCAUGGGGGAUCAGUGGUGGAUCACGGUGGAUCACGGUGGAUCAGUGGGGGAUCACGGUGGAUCAGUGGGGGAUCAGUGGUGGAUCAGUGGUGGAUCACGGUGGAUCACGGUGGAUCAGUGGGGGAUCAGUGGUGGAUCAGUGGUGGAUCAGUGGGGGAUCAGUGGGGGAUCAGUGGGGGAUCAGUGGUGGAUCAGUGGUGGAUCAGUGGGGGAUCAGUGGGGGAUCAGUGGUGGAUCAGUGGUGGAUCAGUGGUGGAUCAGUGGGGGAUCAGUGGGGGAUCAGUGGUGGAUCAGUGGGGGAUCAGUGGGGGAUCAGUGGGGGAUCACGGUGGAUCAGUGGGGGAUCAUGGGGGAUCACGGUGGAUCAGUGGGGGAUCAUGGGGGAUCAGUGGUGGAUCACGGUGGAUCAGUGGGGGAUCAGUGGUGGAUCAGUGGGGGAUCAGUGGGGGAUCAGUGGGGGAUCAUGGGGGAUCACGGUGGAUCAGUGGGGGAUCAUGGGGGAUCAGUGGUGGAUCACGGUGGAUCAGUGGGGGAUCAUGGGGGAUCAGUGGUGGAUCACGGUGGAUCAUGGGGGAUCAGUGGUGGAUCACGGUGGAUCAGUGGGGGAUCACGGUGGAUCAGUGGGGGAUCAGUGGUGGAUCACGGUGGAUCACGGUGGAUCAGUGGGGGAUCAGUGGGGGAUCAGUGGUGGAUCACGGUGGAUCAGUGGGGGAUCAUGGGGGAUCAGUGGUGGAUCACGGUGGAUCAUGGGGGAUCAGUGGUGGAUCACGGUGGAUCAGUGGGGGAUCACGGUGGAUCAGUGGGGGAUCAGUGGUGGAUCACGGUGGAUCACGGUGGAUCAGUGGGGGAUCAGUGGUGGAUCAGUGGUGGAUCAGUGGUGGAUCAGUGGUGGAUCAGUGGGGGAUCAGUGGGGGAUCAGUGGGGGAUCAGUGGGGGAUCAGUGGUGGAUCACGGUGGAUCAGUGGGGGAUCAGUGGUGGAUCAGUGGUGGAUCAGUGGGGGAUCAGUGGGGGAUCAGUGGUGGAUCAGUGGUGGAUCAGUGGGGGAUCAGUGGGGGAUCAGUGGUGGAUCAGUGGUGGAUCACGGUGGAUCAGUGGUGGAUCACGGUGGAUCAGUGGUGGAUCACGGUGGAUCAGUGGUGGAUCAGUGGUGGAUCAGUGGUGGAUCAGUGGGGGAUCACGGUGGAUCAGUGGGGGAUCACGGUGGAUCAGUGGGGGAUCUCGGUGGAUCAGUGGGGGAUCUCGGUGGAUCAGUGGGGGAUCAGUGGGGGAUCAGUGGUGGAUCAGUGGGGGAUCAGUGGUGGAUCACGGUGGAUCAGUGGUGGAUCACGGUGGAUCAGUGGGGGAUCUCGGUGGAUCAGUGGGGGAAUCUCGGUGGAUCAGUGGGGGAUCACGGUGGAUCAGUGGUGGAUCAGUGGGGGAUCUCGGUGGAUCAGUGGGGGAUCUCGGUGGAUCAGUGGGGGAUCUCUGUGGAUCAGGAUCUCGGUGGAUCAGUGGGGGAUCACGGUGGAUCACGGGUGGAUCACGGUGGAUCAGUGGUGGAUCAGUGGGGGUAUCACGGUGGAUCAGUGGUGGAUCACGGUGGAUCACGGGUGGAUCAGUGGUGGAUCAGUGGUGGAUCACGGUGGAUCACGGUGGAUCAGUGGGGGAUCACGGUGGAUCACUGGGGGAUCACGGUGGAUCACGGUGGAUCAGUGGUGGAUCAGUGGGGGAUCAGUGGUGGAUCACGGUGGAUCACGGUGGAUCAGUGGGGGAUCACGGUGGAUCAGUGGGGGAUCAGUGGUGGAUCAGUGGUGGAUCAGUGGUGGAUCAGCGGUGGAUCAGUGGGGGAUCACGGGUGGAUCAGUGGGGGAUCAGUGGUGGAUCACGGGUGGAUCACGGUGGAUCAGUGGUGGAUCAGUGGUGGAUCAGUGGUGGAUCAGUGGUGGAUCACGGGUGGAUCAGCGGUGGAUCAGCGGUGGAUCACGGGUGGAUCAGCGGGGGAUCAGUGGUGGAUCACGGGUGGAUCACGGUGGAUCAGUGGUGGAUCAGUGGUGGAUCACGGGUGGAUCAGCGGGGGAUCACGGGUGGAUCACGGUGGAUCAGUGGUGGAUCAGUGGUGGAUCACGGGGGAUCAGUGGGGGAUCACGGUGGAUCAGUGGUGGAUCACGGGGGAUCAGUGGUGGAUCACGGGGGAUCAGUGGUGGAUCACGGGGGAUCAGUGGUGGAUCACGGGUGGAUCAGUGGGGGAUCACGGUGGAUCAGUGGUGGAUCACGGGUGGAUCAGUGGGGGAUCAGUGUGGAUCACGGUGGAUCACGGGGGAUCAGUGGGGGAUCACGGUGGAUCAGUGGGGGAUCUCGGUGGAUCACGGGGGGAUCACGGUGGAUCACGGUGGAUCACGGGGGAUCAGUGGUGGAUCACGGGGGAUCAGUGGGGGAUCAGCGGUGGAUCAGUGGGGGAUCUCGGUGGAUCAGUGGGGGAUCUCGGUGGAUCACGGGGGGAUCAGCGGGGGAUCACGCCGCUUCUCUCCGAUGGCCAUCGAUGGCGUGACGAGCCUGGCGGGGAUAAACCUCCCGGGCCACGCCGGCACGGGCUGGUGCAUCUUUGUCUACAACCUGGCGCCCGACGCAGACGAGAGCAUCCUGUGGCAGAUGUUUGGGCCCUUUGGAGCCGUCACCAACGUCAAAGUCAUCCGCGACUUCAACACAAACAAAUGCAAAGGAUUUGGGUUCGUCACCAUGACUAACUACGACGAGGCGGCGGUGGCUAUUGCCAGUUUAAACGGAUAUCGUCUCGGCGACCGCGUGCUGCAAAGAAAAGAGGCGUCGGCGCUGGGCCUGGCGCUGAUGGACCGUCUGGACUGGAUUAAACUGCACUGCUGCGAUCCACCUGCUGCGAUCCAUCCGCUGCGAUCCACCUGCUGCGAUCCACCCGCUGCGAUCCACCCGCUGCGAUCCACCCGCUGCGAUACACCCGCUGCGAUCCACCCGCUGCAAUCCACCCGCUGCGAUCCACCCGCUGCGAUCCACCCGCUGCGAUCCACCCGCUGCGAUACACCCGCUGCGAUCCACCCGCUGCGAUCCACCCGCUGCGAUCCACCCGCUGCGAUCCACCCGCUGCGAUCCACCCGCUGCGAUCCACCCGCUGCGAUCCACCCGCUGCGAUCCACCCGCUGCGAUACACCCGCUGCGAUCCACCCGCUGCGAUCCACCCGCUGCGAUCCACCCGCUGCAAUACACCCGCUGCAAUCCACCCGCUGCAAUACACCUGCUGCAAUACACCUGCUGCAAUCCACCUGCUGCAAUACACCUGCUGCAAUACACCCGCUGCGAUCCAUCUGCUGCAAUCCACCUGCUGCAAUACACCUGCUGCAAUACACCUGCUGCAAUCCAUCUGCUGCAAUCCAUCUGCUGCAAUCCACCUGCUGCAAUCCACCUGCUGCGAUCCACCUGCUGCGAUACACCUGCUGCGAUCCAUCUGCUGCGAUCCACCUGCUGCGAUCCACCUGCUGCGAUCCACCCGCUGCAAUACACCCGCUGCAAUACACCCGCUGCAAUACACCCGCUGCAAUACACCCGCUGCAAUACACCUGCUGCAAUCCACCUGCUGCAAUCCACCUGCUGCAAUCCACCCGCUGCAAUACACCCGCUGCAAUCCACCCGCUGCAAUCCACCCGCUGCAAUCCACCCGCUGCAAUCCACCCGCUGCAAUCCACCCGCUGCAAUCCACCCGCUGCAAUCCACCCGCUGCAAUCCACCUGCUGCAAUCCACCCGCUGCAAUCCAUCCGCUGCAAUCCACCUGCUGCAAUCCACCUGCUGCAAUCCACCCGCUGCAAUCCACCCGCUGCAAUCCACCCGCUGCAAUCCACCUGCUGCAAUCCACCCGCUGCAAUCCACCCGCUGCAAUCCACCCGCUGCAAUCCACCCGCUGCAAUCCACCCGCUGCAAUCCACCCGCUGCAAUCCACCUGCUGCAAUCCACCCGCUGCAAUCCACCCGCUGCAAUCCACCUGCUGCAAUCCACCCGCUGCAAUCCAUCUGCUGCAAUCCACCUGCUGCAAUCCACCUGCUGCAAUCCACCCGCUGCAAUCCACCCGCUGCAAUCCACCUGCUGCAAUCCACCCGCUGCAAUCCACCCGCUGCAAUCCACCUGCUGCAAUACACCCGCUGCAAUACACCCGCUGCAAUCCACCUGCUGCAAUCCACCUGCUGCAAUCCACCCGCUGCAAUCCACCCGCUGCAAUCCACCCGCUGCAAUCCAUCUGCUGCAAUCCACCUGCUGCAAUCCACCUGCUGCAAUCCACCCGCUGCAAUCCACCCGCUGCAAUCCACCCGCUGCAAUACACCCGCUGCAAUCCACCCGCUGCAAUACACCUGCUGCAAUACACCUGCUGCAAUCCACCUGCUGCAAUACACCUGCUGCAAUACACCCGCUGCGAUCCACCCGCUGCAAUACACCCGCUGCAAUACACCUGCUGCAAUCCACCUGCUGCAAUACACCUGCUGCAAUACACCCGCUGCGAUCCACCCGCUGCGAUCCACCCGCUGCAAUCCACCUGCUGCAAUACACCUGCUGCAAUACACCUGCUGCAAUCCACCUGCUGCAAUCCAUCUGCUGCAAUCCACCUGCUGCAAUACACCUGCUGCAAUACACCUGCUGCAAUCCAUCUGCUGCAAUCCAUCUGCUGCAAUCCACCUGCUGCAAUCCACCUGCUGCGAUCCACCUGCUGCGAUACACCUGCUGCGAUCCAUCUGCUGCGAUCCACCUGCUGCGAUCCACCUGCUGCGAUCCACCCGCUGCAAUACACCCGCUGCAAUACACCCGCUGCAAUACACCCGCUGCAAUACACCCGCUGCAAUACACCUGCUGCAAUCCACCUGCUGCAAUCCACCUGCUGCAAUCCACCCGCUGCAAUACACCCGCUGCAAUCCACCCGCUGCAAUCCACCCGCUGCAAUCCACCCGCUGCAAUCCACCCGCUGCAAUCCACCCGCUGCAAUCCACCCGCUGCAAUCCACCCGCUGCAAUCCACCUGCUGCAAUCCACCCGCUGCAAUCCAUCUGCUGCAAUCCACCUGCUGCAAUCCACCUGCUGCAAUCCACCCGCUGCAAUCCACCCGCUGCAAUCCACCCGCUGCAAUCCACCUGCUGCAAUCCACCCGCUGCAAUCCACCCGCUGCAAUCCACCCGCUGCAAUCCACCCGCUGCAAUCCACCCGCUGCAAUCCACCCGCUGCAAUCCACCUGCUGCAAUCCACCCGCUGCAAUCCACCCGCUGCAAUCCACCUGCUGCAAUCCACCCGCUGCAAUCCAUCUGCUGCAAUCCACCUGCUGCAAUCCACCUGCUGCAAUCCACCCGCUGCAAUCCACCCGCUGCAAUCCACCUGCUGCAAUCCACCCGCUGCAAUCCACCCGCUGCAAUCCACCUGCUGCAAUACACCCGCUGCAAUACACCCGCUGCAAUCCACCUGCUGCAAUCCACCUGCUGCAAUCCACCCGCUGCAAUCCACCCGCUGCAAUCCACCCGCUGCAAUCCAUCUGCUGCAAUCCACCUGCUGCAAUCCACCUGCUGCAAUCCACCCGCUGCAAUCCACCCGCUGCAAUCCACCCGCUGCAAUCCACCCGCUGCAAUCCAUCUGCUGCAAUCCACCUGCUGCAAUCCACCUGCUGCAAUCCACCUGCUGCAAUCCACCUGCUGCAAUACACCCGCUGCAAUACACCCGCUGCAAUACACCUGCUGCAAUACACCUGCUGCAAUCCAUCUGCUGCAAUACACCCGCUGCAAUACACCCGCUGCAAUACACCCGCUGCAAUCCACCCGCUGCAAUACACCUGCUGCAAUCCACCUGCUGCAAUACACCUGCUGCAAUCCAUCUGCUGCAAUACACCUGCUGCAAUACACCUGCUGCAAUACACCUGCUGCAAUACACCUGCUGCAAUCCACCUGCUGCAAUACACCUGCUGCAAUACACCUGCUGCAAUCCAUCUGCUGCAAUACACCUGCUGCAAUCCACCUGCUGCAAUACACCCGCUGCAAUCCACCUGCUGCAAUACACCUGCUGCAAUCCAUCUGCUGCAAUACACCCGCUGCAAUCCAUCUGCUGCAAUCCACCUGCUGCAAUACACCCGCUGCAAUCCAUCUGCUGCAAUCCACCCGCUGCAAUCCACCCGCUGCAAUCCAUCCGCUGUAA